AUGGCUGAGCAGUUCACUGUCCCUCUCCCCACCGCCACUGGCCUCAACACCCCCGCUGGCCAGCUGAUCAAGGGCGCCACCCAGGACGACGGCUCCCUCCGCGACGCCGCCCUCCUCCUGGGCAUCAAGCUCGACCUUGAGGCCGAGGUCCACCUGACUGCCCGCGUCAAGGGUGAUGUCGUCGUCGGCCUCUACUAG
This is a messenger RNA of Clonostachys rhizophaga, 198 nucleotides long. The record is from the annotation of a GenBank genome assembly. Lineage: Eukaryota; Fungi; Ascomycota; Sordariomycetes; Hypocreales; Bionectriaceae.